GAUUUUUCAAUACCGCCAGUAAUAACGGAACAGGGCCAGAAUGACGCAAUAGCGCUUGAUAGCGUGCUCCCCGAACGCAAAGCCAAAGUUGGGUGUUAAAUAAAGCUGUGUUGUAUCUCAUCGUCGAUUCCCGAAGUUUCCGGAUUUCGCACAAUCGAAUACUUUCUCACGAAACCUUUUUUUUUGUACCAUCAAAGAAUUGAAGAUGGAAGAGGUCACGAAGUUGGAACACUUGUCUCUGGUGUCGAAAGUAUGUACGGAAUUGGAAAAUCACUUAGAAAUAAACGACAAAGACUUGGCCGAGUAUAUUAUACAUCUAGCUGAGGAGAACAAUACGUUUCCAACGUUUAAGAAGGUGCUGAUUGAAAAGGGAGCAGAGUUUUCGGACUCCUUUAUAGCCAAUCUUCUCAGGAUAAUACAGCACAUGAAACCUGCAAAAGUAUCUUCCGAGAAGUCAUCAAAAUCCAUGAACAAACAAGACGAAUUGGCGCUCAAAUUUCCUGCACUGGCGUUACCAAAUGAGGAUCCACGAAAUUCGGACACCGCGAAAGAUGAAGAUAUCGUUAACGAUGUUAUGGCCACUCUGGAAGCGGCGGCAGCAGAAGCAGCUGCCAAUAAAAAGCAGUCUGCGGAUACGGAGAAAAAUAACAAUGAUCACAGUGAAAAAAAGAACAAACGCAGCAAAAGGAGUAGAAGCAGAUCGAGAGACAGAAGAAGCAGAUCGAGAGACAGAAGAAGCAGAUCGAGAGACAGGAGAAGCAGAUCGCGAGACAGAAGAAGCAGAUCAAGAGACAGGAGAAGACACAGAUCGAGAUCGUCCAAUCGGAAGGAACGGCGACACAGAUCGGCACGUUCGAGAUCUCGCGACAAAAGACGGGAGAGACAUUCCGAUCGGGAAGAAUCGUCUCGCGAUCGUAGAGACGGAAGACACUCGAAGAAACACAACAGAUCUCGAUCGAGAUCUGUCGAGGAUCCGGUCUCCAUUGAACCGGAAGUAGGUAAAAUUUAUGCCGGUAAAGUCGCGAACAUCGUGCCCUUUGGCUGUUUCGUUCAGCUGGAAGGUCUCAGGCGAAGGUGGGAGGGCCUGGUUCAUAUUUCGCAAUUGAGGCGAGAAGGUCGAGUGGCAAAUGCGAGCGACGUGGUUACUCGUGGUCAAAAGGUUUUGGUUAAGGUUCUCAGCAUCAGUGGACAAAAAGUAUCGUUGAGCAUGAAAGACGUUGAUCAAGAGACUGGCAAGGAUCUAAAUCCGGUGGUUAUGAAAACGGCGGAGGAAGAGGAGAAGCAUCUGCGUAAUCCCGACAGGCCUACGUCCCUGUUGGAGCUUCAGGGCAACUACGACGAGGACGAGACGUACUCGAGAAAGCGCGUGCAGCGUUUGUCGUCACCGGAGAAGUGGGAGAUCAAACAGAUGCUUGCGGCCUCGUGUAUCGACAGGAGCGAAUUGCCGGAAUUUGACAUGGAAACUGGAAUCUUACCGCGGGAAGACGAUGAGGAGGAAGACGUGGAAAUCGAGCUUGUCGAAGAGGAACCACCGUUUCUUCACGGCCAUGGCAGAGCACUGGGCGAUCUCAGCCCCGUGCGAAUAGUAAAGAAUCCGGAUGGUUCGCUGGCGCAGGCGGCGAUGAUGCAGAGCGCUCUGGCGAAGGAACGCAGGGAACAGAAGAUGCUGCAACGCGAACAAGAGAUGGACUCGGUCCCUACCGGUUUGAACAAAAACUGGAUAGAUCCGUUACCGGAUGCGGAGAGCCGUACGUUAGCGGCGAACAUGCGCGGCAUUGGGUUGCAAACGCAGGAUUUGCCCGAAUGGAAGAAACACGUGAUAGGCGGCAAGAAGUCAUCAUUCGGCAAAAAGACAAAUUUGACGCUGUUGGAGCAACGUCAGAGCCUGCCGAUUUACAAGCUGCGUGACGAUUUGAUAAAAGCGGUGACGGACAAUCAAAUUCUGAUUGUGAUCGGGGAGACAGGUUCGGGCAAAACGACGCAGAUCACGCAAUAUCUGGCGGAAACGGGAUUCACCGCGCGCGGUAAAAUCGGCUGUACGCAGCCAAGACGUGUCGCUACGAUAAGUGUCGCCAAAAGAGUCGCAGAGGAAUUUGGAUGCUGCCUUGGCCAAGAAGUAGGUUACACAAUUCGUUUUGAAGACUGUACCGGACCAGAGACCGUGAUCAAGUACAUGACUGACGGUAUGCUUUUACGUGAAUGUCUAAUGGACCUGGACUUGAAGACAUAUUCUGUGAUAAUGCUUGACGAAGCGCACGAGCGCACAAUUCACACGGACGUGUUGUUUGGAUUGUUGAAGCAGGCGGUAGGUCGUAGACCAGAUCUCAAAUUGAUCGUCACUAGUGCCACUCUCGACGCUGUCAAAUUUUCACAAUACUUUUUUGAGGCACCUAUAUUCACUAUUCCCGGUCGUACGUUCGAGGUCGAGGUGAUGUACACAAAAGAACCGGAGACGGACUAUCUGGACGCCGCUCUUAUAACUGUCAUGCAGAUCCACUUACGCGAACCGCCAGGUGACAUUCUGCUCUUCCUCACCGGUCAGGAAGAGAUUGACACGGCAUGUGAGAUUCUUUACGAGCGUAUGAAAUCACUCGGCCCGGAUGUGCCGGAGUUGAUUAUUCUUCCGGUAUAUUCGGCUCUGCCCUCGGAGAUGCAAACCAGAAUAUUCGAGCCGGCGCCACCUGGCUCGCGCAAAGUCGUCAUUGCCACUAACAUUGCUGAAACCAGCCUGACAAUCGACGGCAUAUAUUAUGUGGUUGAUCCGGGCUUCGUUAAGCAGAAAGUUUACAAUUCGAAAACUGGCAUGGACAGUCUCAUUGUAACGCCGAUUAGUCAGGCAGCGGCGAAGCAAAGAAGCGGAAGAGCAGGCAGAACCGGUCCCGGCAAAUGUUACAGACUUUAUACCGAACGAGCCUAUAGAGACGAGAUGCUGCCAACACCAGUUCCAGAAAUUCAACGGACAAAUUUGGCCACUACCGUGUUACAGCUCAAGACUAUGGGCAUCAACGAUCUUCUGCAUUUUGAUUUUAUGGACGCGCCGCCAGUUGAAUCGCUGAUUAUGGCACUUGAAUCGUUGCAUAGUCUAAGCGCUCUUGAUAACGAAGGUCUCUUGACACGAUUAGGCCGACGAAUGGCGGAAUUCCCGUUAGAACCGAAUCUAUCCAAAAUGCUCAUUAUGAGCGUUCAUCUUCAGUGUUCUGAUGAGAUCUUAACAAUCGUCAGCAUGUUGUCCGUGCAGAAUGUUUUUUAUCGGCCGAAAGACAAACAGGCUUUAGCUGAUCAGAAAAAGGCCAAGUUCAACCAGCCUGAAGGCGAUCACUUGACCCUGUUGGCGGUAUACAAUUCGUGGAAGAACAAUAAGUUGAGUAACGCCUGGUGUUACGAGAACUUUGUGCAGAUUAGAACUUUGAAACGUGCCCAAGACGUGCGCAAGCAACUUCUCGGCAUAAUGGACAGACACAAGUUGGACGUAGUGUCGGCCGGUAAGAACACGGUACGCAUACAGAAGGCAGUGUGCUCGGGAUUUUUCAGAAACGCCGCAAAAAAGGAUCCGCAGGAAGGUUAUAGGACAUUAGUUGAUAGCCAAGUUGUGUACAUUCAUCCUAGUAGUGCGCUAUUCAAUCGGCAACCAGAAUGGGUCAUUUAUCACGAGUUGGUGCAAACUACCAAAGAAUACAUGAGAGAGGUGACGACCAUUGAUCCAAAGUGGCUCGUGGAAUUUGCGCCUGCUUUCUUUAAAUUCAGCGAUCCGACCAAACUCAGCAAAUUUAAGAAGAAUCAAAGACUGGAACCACUCUACAACAAGUACGAAGAACCAAACGCGUGGAGAAUAUCCCGGGUUCGCAGGAGACGUAAUUAAACUAAUUUUAUACAUAUAUGUAUAAUAACUGAAUUAUAUAUUAUGUCAAAAUAAUCUUAAUUUCUAUGAUACGAUGUGUCUCUCUUCUUCAAUAUUGUAAAUAUUGUAUAUAUAUUUUUUGUGUUCACACUCACACAUUCGCUUUGUUUAAAAAUUCUUGGAGUUCAAAUAAACACUAUAGUAGCUAUUUCUCUGUGUAUAUAGAGAAUAAAUAUUCCAAUAAUGAUCAAUCCUUUUUUAGAGAAUAAAUGUUUCUUAUAUUAAAUAAAAAUACAUUGGGGGAAAAAGAGAUUAAUAUUUAACAAAAACAACAUGUGUAGGGAACAUUCACAUUUGCAUUUGUUUUUAA
Messenger RNA from Pseudomyrmex gracilis, 4208 nucleotides. RefSeq names its product ATP-dependent RNA helicase DHX8 (gene pea). Lineage: Eukaryota; Metazoa; Arthropoda; Insecta; Hymenoptera; Formicidae. Gene Ontology annotation, cellular component: intracellular anatomical structure; catalytic step 2 spliceosome. The transcript has 2 exons. Gene Ontology annotation, molecular function: ATP binding; RNA binding; RNA helicase activity. Gene Ontology annotation, biological process: mRNA splicing, via spliceosome; spliceosomal complex disassembly. The record is from RefSeq and is a predicted model, not a curated record. Bases 206 to 3859 code for a protein of 1217 amino acids.